AUGUCGCUCCCAUUCCCAACAUCCAGGUUCGGCCCUGGCUUCACGGUUCCGACCGCCGUGACCGUCACAGAAGGGGGACGAACAGUCACAUUCACGCCCACGCCCACGGGCGGCACCACCUCGGACUCAUCGCCCUUCCCCGACAACAUCCUCCAGCAGUCCGGCCUCGCACCGGGACAGAUCAUCGGCAUCACCGUGGGUGCCACCUCGGGCCUCGUCUUUUUCGUCGUCGCCCUCGUCUGGUUCUGGAAUAGAAGGAGAGCCCGAAAGCUCGCUGCGCGCGACGAAGCGCUCGACACCGUCAUGGAGGAUCCGGAGAAACCAGACGACGCUGCCAUGAUGAUGGCUCAGAAUACGGGGGAGACAGUCGAACUGCCGGCGCCGCGAGUGGUACACGAGAUGCCCGAGACGCGAGAAGGCCCACCCGUCGAACUCCCCGCUCCCGUUGAGCGGCACGAAAUGCCUGCGUAA
Messenger RNA from Colletotrichum phormii, 471 nucleotides. RefSeq lists its product as uncharacterized. The coding region runs from base 1 to 471 and encodes 156 amino acids. The record is from RefSeq and is a predicted model, not a curated record. The transcript has a single exon. Lineage: Eukaryota; Fungi; Ascomycota; Sordariomycetes; Glomerellales; Glomerellaceae.